Durusdinium trenchii is the source of this 336-nucleotide messenger RNA. NCBI's taxonomy places the organism in Eukaryota, Dinophyceae, Suessiales, Symbiodiniaceae. The record is from the annotation of a GenBank genome assembly.
AUGUGGGCAGCCCGGUGGGCGGGCAACAGGGCACUGGUGCGUUUGCUGCCCUUGCUGGGUUUGGUGCAGUGCUGGGAGAUCAAAAUUCCCGACUUCGUGGACUGCACCGGCCCGACACAGAGUGACUGGCAGCCCUUGCGGUGGCUGUUUUCUCAACUGGGUCGCCCUGAUCGGUUCCCAACCUUCCAGGAGGAUCUUCUUGAUGAAGCCCAUCGACUGUAUCAGAAGUGGUACGUGAGCCUGCCCGUGGGGACGGAGGACUAUCCCGGCGGGGCGGCCGCCUUCUAUCACUCCUGCCACUUUGGGGAGCCCACAGAGUACUGCCCCUUGCGGUAA